GGUCAAUUGUAGAUCACCAGCAGAUGCCGUCUUCCACACAAACGCAAGGCCGACGCAACGUCAACUGGUCCAAGUUACUCUAUCGGAUCGCACGCACCCACUCGUCUCUUUCUCGACCUGCAUUGCUGGUCCUGUUGCACAGUUUGACGUCUGGAAAGCGUCUUCAGACUCUUGACGUUCACUUUUUGUCACAAGUGCUUGAGGUCAGGGAUAUUCUCCUCAUUCCAAAGGAUGUGCGAAAGCGUCUUGUAUCUGCUCUUUGCAUGAUAUGGGUGGAUGGUGACAGGCGCUCACAGCGCGCCUGUAUGCAGUUGUUGAGGGUGUUGUGUCAGAUUAGUGAAAUGAAGAGGAUGGAUGUUGAUCUUGAGAGUAGUGUGCUUUUGGAUGUAUUGGUCGGGGGGUUGAGCAGUGGAGAUGCUGUUGUUCGACGAAAUGCGUUACAUGGUUUGGCGCAUUUGGUUAUUGCUGGAAUACGUCCUUCCUUGGAUAUUCAGACCGCAUUGCACUGCUUACGGGAUGAUUCAAGCGAUGUUCGAUUAGGUGCUAUGCAUCUCGUGUGGGCGCUCCGAGCCUCGAGUCUGGAUUUACAAGCCACUACCCGCAGAGGGUCAACAGACCAGGCACGCCUCACGCGCGAAGUAUUCUUGAGUUUCUGUAUGAUGAUUAAUGAUAACUGUCCGGUUGUUCGUUCCAAGACGUGUACGUAUUUGGGAACGUCGGAUAGGAUCGAUACAUUACUGUUGUUGCAGACAUUGAGCAAGGAGUUGAUGGAGGUGUUUGACCAAGGUGGUUUUGGCCGACCGAGUUCCGGAAAGACAUCAAGUAAAUCGAAUCAAAAAAAGUCGGCUGCAAAGGGACUUGCUGGGUCAACCCUUGCCAUGGAUGUAACCCUCUCUGGCGCAUUUGUACUAGGAGUAGAGGAUCAGUUUGCGGCAGUAAGAAAUUCAGCAGUUGACGCUGUGUCCGAUUUGGUGUUGGUUUCGACACCGUUUGCGCAAAAGUCUCUAGAAUUCCUUGUAGAUAUCCUAAACGACGAGACAGAAAGCGUUCGCCUAAAUGCGAUCAACAGUCUACGCCGAAUGGCUCAUAUUCAAGCGACCACCAUGGAUGAUUCUCAAAUUGAGAGCAUGUCUUUGAUAUUGCGGGAUGCAGACCAAACUAUCCGACAUGCUGCUCAUCGAUUGCUCGGGGCGGUGCGGGUGUCGAGUAUUGAGACCCUACGACUUGUGCUGUCUUUGCUCGACCAGAAUCUUGGUCGGUUUCCUGAAGAUAAAUUGUCAUUAUUCCAAUGCGCCCAAGAGAUCGGCCGGGGCUCUGCUGAAAUGAUAGACUCGCUCAUUGCACAGCUCUUGAAUCUGGAUCACCGAUUCUUGCCAAAGGAGGUGCCACUGGAAGAUGAUACCUAUAUGGGCCACUUGAUUGUAGUGUUUAGUGCGUAUUCGACGGGUAUGGCGAAACGCAAGUUGCCAAAGACAGUUCUUCAGCAGUUGCCGUAUCUGCGGGCAAAGUUUCCGUUAUUGGCUCCGCAUCUUCAGGUUCCACAAAGUGCUCCGCCUGAGGAGAAAAUGAGAGAGGACAAUACGUUGCAGAGUACGUUGCAGAGUCAGUUGGAUAGUCAUGCACCACUAUCGGAUAUAACCACCAAGCUACAUACUGUGUUGGAUACUGUCACACAUUUUGAAGCAGAGGGGAAAUCCCAGAUUGCUCAGAGGCUUUUAACAAAUUUCUUGAGAGAUUUGGAAUGCCUAUGUAAAUCCGAGACGAUUGAUUCCGGCGUCGUUCGUUUUGCGCGGGACUAUGUGAACUGUUGUAUCAGUGUCCUCAAGAUCAAAGAAUCGAUUAGCAUCCCACAUCGGCGUGCAAGUAUCAUGGAACUUGCGUCUCGGCUGUUGGAACUGACGUAUCGUAUGCAGUGCAUGUACGUGGGACUGUCGCGUGGAUGUAAAGGUGUUUUGGAGAUCUUGGGGGUUUUUGCGAGGAUAUGCUGGGUUGUCAUGAGGAUGACGGGAUGGGAAGAUGUGGAGUUUCGGGUGGAUGAGUUUGUGAAGGUUCUUAGGGAACAGAUGGCGGGAUUACACAGGGUGAUGAGUAUGCAAGACCAUGUGGCUUGCGAUGGUUUAUUCCAAUCAAUAAAGGGGCUCCAGAAAGUAUCUAGCACACAACUUUUGCAGCACCUCCUUGGUAUAAUCCAGAAGUUUCCACUCUUUCGCAUCACAGUUCCCGUCGCUCUACGUCGAUGUCGGGCAAAGUUUGAAUCCCCUGCUGAAAUACCUAUUGGACGGGGCGGAUUGUGUCGGGUAGAUGUGGAAGCGAGGAUUUGGAAUGCUGUUGAUACGAGUUUGUGGGGGGUUGAGGUGAUUUUACCGAGUGGUACGACACUGUUUAGACCGCUUGCGAGUGAGUAUCGACCUUGUGGGCCGUACCGGUUUCGGUUGCGGACGAGCAUUACAGUCCGGGUGCGGGAUGCUAGUGAAGGUGGGUGAUGAGUCUUGGAUUGUGCGGUGCGUAUCUAGUGGUGGACUCAUAUUGAUGAAGAUAUGUUGCGAGGACGAGGGAUGAGGGUUCGUGCGGCGCAGAAAGGGCUGUCGUUACCUGUGGGUUGGAUGACUGAUCUUGUGGGUAGUAUGAAGGAGCUAGGAUUGAACGGCGUUUCUGCCUUGAUGUUUAUGAUUUGUCUUUUUUUUUGUUGAGAUGGGACUUGAAUUACUGUGAUGUGUUCACAUGGCGUGAUAGUGGGGAGACUAGCACUUGGGCUAGUGCGGAAAGAGUGGAGGCAAAAGUAUCGCUCGCUUCGAGCGUUUAAUGAUAAUUCAAGAAAACCCCAG
Spizellomyces punctatus DAOM BR117 is the source of this 2825-nucleotide messenger RNA. RefSeq lists its product as uncharacterized. The transcript has 22 exons. Bases 24 to 2483 code for a protein of 819 amino acids. The record is from RefSeq and is a predicted model, not a curated record. Lineage: Eukaryota; Fungi; Chytridiomycota; Chytridiomycetes; Spizellomycetales; Spizellomycetaceae.